Molecule: messenger RNA, 1272 nt
Organism: Macroventuria anomochaeta
Lineage: Eukaryota; Fungi; Ascomycota; Dothideomycetes; Pleosporales; Didymellaceae
Exons: 2
Coding region: 1-1272 (423 amino acids)
Source: RefSeq, a predicted model, not a curated record
AUGUCUCAAGACUCACAAGUCCACAAGUCUCAGCAAGCUCUCGAUCAAGUUCAAGAUGAGCUCACAAAGCUGAUCACUGAGAACCAGCAGUUGAAAAGCCAGCUUCAGGAGACGAGAAGGUUUAAAGGCAAAGUCAACCGGCUCGAGGGCAUCAUUUUCGUUCAUCGCCUUCUUACAAAGAGCAUUGCGGAGCUCACGAGCAAGCACCAUGGGGACAAGUCUCACGUUCCCGAUUUCUUCGUUAACGACCAAUUCGCUCUUGCUCGAGGAAAUAGAUAUGAAGAUGAGAAGAAGUGGUUAGACCAGCUCGUGGGAGUACGGCCCAAGAUACGCACAUUCACGGGUCCGAACAAGCUUUUUGCAAAUAUCAGAGACGUAAGUGCGAGACUGGACCGCGAGAACAGACAACUCAAAAGCGAAGUUGCAGAUCUGCAAGGUAAAAAGCGGUGGUUGAAUGUGCAAAUGCAAGCAGACAAAGCAAUCACCUGCACAAAACUGGCAUCAAUGGGUCUGAAAGAGAGAAAAAAAAAAUUAAAAAAAAAGGAUCACAUGCUUGCAAGCUCAGCUCGCGAAAUGCAGGCGUCUACUGAGAUGUCCAACUUGACGAUUGCAGAUUUGAAUCGUACGAUCAAGGGAUUGGAGGAGCAGAUGCAAGAGUCAGAGAAGCAUUGUCAUCAAGUCAUCAACCACCUUGGAAACCUGAUCGAACUGCACGCUGGCGAGAGUUUUGAUAUGAGAGGCAUCAACGGCGCCUGUGACAAUGUGAAUAAUGCAGAGGUAGUAGAGAAGACUGUAAAGUGGCUUGGGUGGAACGAAAAGGAUUCAAGGGCUGUAAGAGAUAUGGGACAAGUGAUCAAGCGAUCCGAGAGGAGUCGCACCAACGAUGCACAGAACAGCAUCGAACACACGACCAACGAACACGAGGCCGACACUGCCAGCACUGUGUCUGUCCCUCAUUCAACGACUUCUACGCCCGGAGUUGUGCAGAUCGAUGCCCCACCAAACACAGUCUCUCCGAUAUCAAACGCACGCAAGGAUGACGACCAUAGCGGCAGCAACGACAAGGUCUCGGAUGAGUCCGAACAAAACUUCGAACCCCUGGAACUGUCACUGGAUCACUUUUCUAAUAUGCCGUUUCCACCUAUGGGCACCUGCAAACAAUACCAUGUCCAAGCUCUCAUGGAAAGGCCCCAUUUCAUACCCUACAGCGCCGUCGUUCAUCCCAGCUCCUGCAGUCCCGCCGGUGCCAACCAUGUUGGGUCCAGCGUGUGA